AUGAUUGAUUAUUCUAUUUUAUUUGUUCUUUUUAUCCAUUUAUAAUUAAUUAGAUUUUAUAAUUUGCUGUUCAAUAUUUUAAAAAAAAAAUAAAUGAUAUAAUAGAUUAAAGAAUAUUAAGAGUUAAAACUUUUUUUAGACUCUUCACUUUUAUCUCAUUAGGUUCUCCAUAUUAAUCUGGCGAAUAAUAAAAUUGGUGAUGAAGAUGCAUCAAGCUUAGCAAUGAAGGUACAUUAGGCUUAGGUUCUGGUUUAGCAAAUUGCAUUAAUCUCUCAACUCUUAUUUCUUUUUUUUUUUAUUGUACUUGCUUUUUUUGUAUCUCUUUUUUAAUUUAACUCAACAUUUUAUUUUAAACUUUUCUUUUUAUUAUUAUUUAAUUAAUCUUAUUAUUUUAUAUUUUUUCCUUCUAAUUAAUUAUUUAAUUAAAUAUUUAUUCUUCAAUAUUUAAAAAGUAACAAUUUUAUUGGUGAUGAAGGUACAUCAGGCUUAGGUUCUGGAUUAGCAAAGUGCAUUAAUCUCUCAAAUUUGACACUUGACCUUAGUAUCAAUUUUAUUGGUGGUGAAAGUGCAUCAGGCUUAAGUUCUGGGUUAGCUAACUGCAUUAAUCUCUCAAAUUUGACACUUGACCUUAGGUAAAAACAGUUAAUUUAUUUUUGA
Tetrahymena thermophila SB210 is the source of this 657-nucleotide messenger RNA. RefSeq names its product transmembrane protein, putative. The record is from RefSeq and is a predicted model, not a curated record. The transcript has 6 exons. NCBI's taxonomy places the organism in Eukaryota, Ciliophora, Oligohymenophorea, Hymenostomatida, Tetrahymenidae.